Molecule: messenger RNA, 1055 nt
Organism: Linum tenue
Lineage: Eukaryota; Viridiplantae; Streptophyta; Magnoliopsida; Malpighiales; Linaceae
Source: the annotation of a GenBank genome assembly
UGCCAUUGCCAUUGCCAUUGAGAGAUGUACAUAACAAUCAAAUAGGACCUCCACUCCACUGCAGCCAUCACAAAACAGAGUACAGACCAAAAACCCAUCGCCAUGGCCGAUCAAGGAGAAGUGAAGCUGCUGAAGACAUGGUCGAGCCUGUUCGGUCUGCGGGUCGUUUGGGCGCUGAAGCUCAAGGGCAUACCCUACGAAUCCGUCGAUGAAGACCUCACCAACAAGAGCGAUUUGCUUCUGCAGUACAACCCUGUCCACACGAAGGUCCCUGUCCUCAUUCACAACGGCAAGUCCAUCUGCGAGUCGCUCGUGAUUCUCGAGUACAUCGACGAGACUUGGAGCCAGAACCCGCCUAGGUUGCUGCCUCGGAUCCCAUCCAGCGCGCCUCAGCUCGCUUCUGGGCCAAAUUCAUGGACGAGAAGGUAGCGCUUCCAUCGAUGUGGCAAGCCUUCACAAAGGAAGGGAGGGAGCAAGAGGAAGGAGUGGCUUCGAUUGCAGAGAACCUCAAGUUGCUGGAGGCAGAGUUGGAAGGCAAGAAAUUCUUGGGCGGGGAAGAGAUCGGAAUUCCUGACUUCGCAUUGGGCUGGCUGGUCAACUUGGUGCCGGUCUUCGAAGAGAUCCUCGGCCUCAAAAUCGUGGACGAGGAACGUCAUCCGUCUUUGUCGGAAUGGAGUCGAAGGAUUUCGGAUAUCCCUGUGAUUGAAGAAAGCUGGCCGCCCCGUGACAAGCUCGUCACUAAAUGGGCGGCUAUUCGCGACCAUUUCCUUGCAACGGCGAGGGCGUCGUCUGGUUAAUGAAUGGGGAACUGGAAGUCUUGGAUGAUCGUCGGGAGGGACUGCUGCACUAUGGUUUGAAUCUAGGCUUUGCAUAAACAACACAUGCAUGUUGAUUCUAUCUAUUGGGGAAGAAGUAAACUUUAGGCUGGGGAUUCUGGGCUUUUUGUGGUUUCUUACACGAAAUACAGCGUGUCCCGUUUAAAUGUUAGAUGACUAGCACAUUUCAUAUGAAAAUUAGACAGACUUAUAACUCCGUCAUUUCAUCCUUUGAUACGA